AUUGUCACUGAACCCCAUAAACCCUAAUUUCCCCGGGCUUCAAUUCUGUGGUUCAAACUUCAAAUCAUCCUAAAUUCUUCAGCAAAAUCCCGAUCCUUGAGCGAGCUUCGCAGCUUCGGUUUCCUCGAAUAUUUGCCUGUGCAUUUUUCCAGCAUUGUAACCCUCGAUAAGGAGCAAUGGUGCGUGCUUACAGAGUGAAAGGGCAAAAGAGGAAGAAGAAAGGAGAGAAGUACGACAGAGAAGAAGAAGAACACGAGCAAUUGGCGGAGGAGAAUAUCAAUCAGGAGCUGCCGAAGAAAAUGAAAAUGGAAAAGGCCGAGCCAGAGAGAAAGGCAGAGCAAUCGGAGGCCGCUGCAGCCGAUGAGCUGCCCGGAAUUCCAAUUGUUCCGAUGGAUAACAAUGCUAACAAGCCUGGGGUCAUCUUUGUUCUUGAGAAGGCGUCGUUGGAAAUCGCAAAAGUUGGGAAGACCUAUCAGCUCUUGAGUUCGGACGAACAUGCCAAUUUUCUGGUGAGGAAUAAGCGGAACCCUGCAGAUUAUCGGCCGGACAUUUCUUUUCAGGCUAUUCAAACAAUAUUAGACAGUCGGGUGAACAAAUGUGGGAGAUUAAAAGCUUUAUAUGUGAGGACACAGCAAGGCCUUCUUUUGCACAUCAAACCUCACGCACGUAUGCCAAGGACAUAUAAGAGGUUCUCUGGUCUCAUGGUGCAAUUGCUGCAAAAGCUGCACAUAACUGCAGCCGGUAAAGGCGAAAAACUUCUUCGCGUAAUCAAGAAUCCUGUCACCCAGUAUCUGCCCAUCAACUGUCGGAAAAUAGGCUUCUCUCACAGUUCAGAAAAGCUGGUAGAUAUGUACGAUUAUGUCCGUACUGUUAACAAUGAAUUGGAUCUCGUUUUUGUGGUAGGGGCAAUGGCGCAUGGGAAAAUUGAUGAAGAUUAUGUAGAAGAUUAUUUAUCAGUUUCUGAAUACCCGUUGAGUGCUGCAUACUGUAUAUCGAUGAUAACAACUGCGGUCGAGCGAAAGUGGAAGAUUCUGUAAAUGCAUUAAUUAUUGUCACUCGAAUAGGUCUUUUAGUUGGAUGAAUUUGAUUAUGUGGUCAGGUUUACUAUUACUCUUCUUUAGCAAAGGAAGUUCGACUUAUCGACAGUUUGUAUUGUGUAAUCACAUUGUAUGUUUGACAGUUUGAGUAUCGACAUGUUCGAUUAAUUUUGGCAGUGGUUAUAAUGUUCAAACUUAUGUGAAAUGUGUUUUAUGUUCAUUUUUGCUUUUGAUGGGCUCCAACAUUGGCUAAUUAUGUAUCAUAGGA
Messenger RNA from Striga asiatica, 1305 nucleotides. NCBI's taxonomy places the organism in Eukaryota, Viridiplantae, Streptophyta, Magnoliopsida, Lamiales, Orobanchaceae. The record is from the annotation of a GenBank genome assembly.